CUCUUUACGUGGGUUCCGGUAAGGUUAUCCACCUAAAGGCUUCCAGCGACAAGUCUGUCACGAUGUCCGGUGCCAUCCUACGUCUGCUGAUGGCCUGGGGCAGACCUCACUGGUCUAAGGCUAUCGCCGUAGAGGAAAGUUUCCACAGGGCAGCUCGCAAUGGGAGGGCCAGUCUAGCUAAUCGCCAUGAAUGGCCCAGUCACGACACACAGACUAUAGUUAGAGAGGCGAGGUCACUCACUGGACCUUUCCACUACAACCUGUUUUUUAACAACUGUGAGCAUUUCGUCAACAAGGUCAAGUACGGCGUGAGUAGGAGCAUUCAGGCUGAAGCUGGCUUUGAUGUUUUAGGAACGUUUGUGUUCGGCCUGCUAGCCUUCACAUCUUCUGGUCUGAGCUUUGUUUCAAGGUAGAAAGUUGGCGAGACUAGCCAGUGAGCCCUUCGUGAAGCAAAUGUUACAAUUCUUGCACAAGAUAGCAUAAGCCUGAUCGUAUCAACAACCUUGCGUAGCUUAAGAGAGAGACUAUAUGAAGGGUUACGUUAGAUACAGAUGAACUAUACAAAGA
Physella acuta is the source of this 567-nucleotide messenger RNA. RefSeq names its product phospholipase A and acyltransferase 2. The record is from RefSeq and is a predicted model, not a curated record. Gene Ontology annotation, cellular component: cytoplasm. Gene Ontology annotation, biological process: N-acylphosphatidylethanolamine metabolic process. Gene Ontology annotation, molecular function: A2-type glycerophospholipase activity; glycerophospholipid phospholipase A1 activity. NCBI's taxonomy places the organism in Eukaryota, Metazoa, Mollusca, Gastropoda, Physidae.